GGAUUGUGUAAGCACCAAGUGUGGACCUCCGAGUAACCAGGGAAACGAGGCGGAGCGAGGUGGAGCAGGGGCCACUCUACAUCUGAAGGGCAAGUUGGGGAUCUGAGCGAUCCAGUAAAGCACCUGCAUGCAGCCCUGACUUUACUAGCUGGGGAAAUCUCUUGCGGUUUGCACUGUGGCUACCUGCUGUCUUGUCUAGAACAGGAUUUGGGACCCCACACAGACAAGACAUGUGGUGUAGGAUAGGAAUGGCCACCACAUAAUGUGAUAGCAGGAUCUCAUGAGCUGAAAAACAAAGGAUAACUACCACUGAGCUACGUUGGGAGGAGACGGGAGCCCAGGGGAACAUUAGCCAUGCUGACGCCAUGGAGAUUGUUUCUCUGCCAGAUGGCUCUAAACAUAUUCUAUCACAUCGCAAAAGCCAGCCUAUGCCUUGGUGGUCAGGAUAUAUUUGCCACGGUCAGAGAGAAUAGUCCUACAGGAGAGUUCAUAGCCAACUUCAGUAUCAAUGGAGACCCAGGAGCCAAUAGCAUUCAUCUGUGUCUCACAGGAGAGAGUGCUGAUUGGUUCUACCUCGAGGGCCGAACAAUCAGACUGAACUCAUCACUUUCUAGGACCUUAGAUCGAGAGGUCCUUGGAUCAGUCCUGAUAGCUGCUUUGGCAUGUUACGAAGAUGAAACAAUACGGAGUCGAUACAGAAUCAUGGUGGAGAUAUUGAAUGAAAAUGACAACAUGCCACACUUUCUUGAAGACACCAUUCAGCCGAGAUACAUAAGCGAACUGAUGGCUGUAAAUUCGAUGGUGUUCACAGUGAAAGCCAAAGAUGCUGACGGAGACACGAUCACUUAUAUGACUGAUAAAUCCUCACCUGAUGCCAGCUACUUCAGAAUAGAUCUGCCCAACAGUGGGAUAGUGAUUCUGGACAAACCACUAGACUUUGAGACCAAAACCCAGCUGCAGGUGGUCAUAUAUGCUCUGGAAAUGAACACAAAAGAAAAGUACAGCACAACAGCUACAGUCACAGUGAAUGUUCUAGAUGGUGAUGACCAGUAUCCACACUUUCUGCCCUGCGCUCCUGUUUAUGAAGAUGGUGAUCAUACCAUCUGCACCAACCCUGUCUACACUGUCAACAUCACAGAGACAGAUGAGGAUGCUGUUCUGUAUUUCUCACCUGGUCCCAUACAUGCUGAGGAUGGAGACAAAGACAUCCAGACUCCUCUGGUCUACUGCAUACUGUCUGGUGAUGACAAUGGGAGAUUUACAAUUGACCCUGAAACGGGAGAGAUCACUCUUCGGCAACGUGUGGAAAACAGACUCCUCACCCCUUCGUUCAGGCUGCGCAUAAUGGUUGGGCAAGUGAACGACCCCAAGAAAUAUUCUGUGGCAACAGCACUAGUACAUGUGAUUUCUGAAAACCAAUUUGCUCCUUACUUCAACAAGACCAUCUACAAAGGGUUCCUCAUCGAGAACGCCAGCCCUGCUACACUGGUCACUACCUACAGGAAUCAAGUCCUGGUUGUCCAGGCCAUCGAUAGAGACUUCAGAGAUGGAAUCAACCCAAAAGUCUACUACACAGUGAAACCCAUGAUGGGCACAGAUAAACUGUAUCACAUCACCCAGGAUGGCAUUGUGAUUGCAAAGACUGACCACCUUAGAGCCUUUGAUCGACACAUCAUGGAGGUGAUUGCAAUAGAUGAAGAGUCAGGUGAGACUGCCCAUGCUUCAGUAGACAUAGAAGUUCUACAGAUGGGGCAACCAGUUCCCAGAAGUCAGUUUGGAGAAGAACAGCCAUCUGGAGACAUGAAUGUGGGUAUGGCUGGUGGCAUUGCUGCUCUUGUUCUGAUAGCGGCCAUGACAACACUUUUUAUCCUCCUCUGGCUGGCAAAGCGACGGAGAGAAAGACAGGAUCCAGAAGACAGGGGCUCUGUACCACUGGGAAAGCACCCUAAUGUAGUCAAUUCAGGAUGUUCCAUUCCACUCAUAGAGGACGCCUCCUACCACAAUGAGGCAUACGUCGGCUAUGAAUUCCCAAGUUCCAAUGGUUUGACUGGAAAAUAUGGACUGUACACUAAAAGAGAUGAAAUCCCCUCUCCACCAACCAGAGCAUGCGGCUCUAGAGAGUCUGAUAGCCCCAUGCCCCUCCAAGUCAUGCUACCCAUCCUGGUGAUUCCAGAAAUAACAUCAAUAAACAACUCAUCCUCUGUUUUGACCUAUGAGAAAGCAGCUGAAACGUCAGUUUCUUUUAAGAAUGAGGAAGGUCAAGAGAUUUUGCCCAGAAAAGAGGAAGGGCAGAUUUUGAUCAGAGAUAGUCAAAUGGAGACAAGAGAGGAUCCUUUCAUGCCUGUCUUACAGCAGUCUACUUUCAUCACUAAAGCAAUGGUGAUAGAAAAUACUGCUGCAAAUUCUGAGAAAGUUUCAGGUAAUCACAUCUGUUAUCCAAAUCCUUCUGUAGGGUCCAGAGAAAAAUAUAUACUACAAGGCGUUGCAAAUUAUGGAGAUGACAGUGAUGAUGAUGGAAAUCCAUACAAGGACAUGCUCUCUGUCAUAUACAGCAGCGUUGAUGAAGACACACUGGAUGACGAGCCUAAUGAACUAAGGGACUAUCACAAACAUGGACAAAACCAGUUUACAAUGGACCAAAAGAAGGAAACUGAUUGGAAAGAGAAGAUUCAAUAAAUCAUUUGAACAAUUGAAAUCAAAUGAUGAACCCACAGAGCAGAUGAAUCUCAAAUCUGACUCCUCAACCACAGGAAUGUUAACUUUUGUGGAUGAUUCGAUUGAAUUUUAAUAUUUUAAACAUGUUGCUAUAAUGAAAAAGCCAAAUCCUUCUACAUAUAAAAAUAUGGAAAAGGAUCCAAAAGGGAAAUAGCAAAAAACUCAUAGAAAAAUGGUAGUGUAGAUAUUUACGCAAAUUACAUUUUAUAUUUCUCUUCUCUUCAUGUUGGACUGGUCAAAGAAUGCUAUGUUUUUUGUGGACUGCACAUGAUCAGCCUUAAUUAAGCACAUGAUCGAAGCUUGGGCAACUGCCAUUAAGGAAAAAUUGAAAAAUGCUCUUGCUACAGUAAAUUUGCAUUGACAUUUGAAUAUUGUAUCCAUCUCUUGUAUUUUACAGUAGAUUAAGAUAUUCAGAUUGACAUUUCUGUCAAAAAUGUAAGUAGACGGAGUACAUAAUCUAAAUAAAUUUGUACUAUGACUGGAAUUUUCUGAUUUAACUUGACAUUGAUUUAAUGAACAAUAAGACUCAAACAGAUAUGUUGUAGGUUUAAAGAGUCAAAUGUUGCAGUGACCAAAUAUGCGGUUAACAAAUGUACUGUAAUUUUUCCUGACACAAUGAAUUGUAGCAUUAGGAAAAUAAAUACUUAUAGAGUAAAAAAUGACAAUAGAGUAAUAUCCAUGUUUGACCUGCCCAAAAGGUAAAACUUGUAAAAUAUAUUGCAAUAUGAUUCAAUUGUAGUUUGGUUGUAGGACAUUCUGGUGC
Molecule: messenger RNA, 3478 nt
Organism: Xyrauchen texanus (razorback sucker)
Lineage: Eukaryota; Metazoa; Chordata; Actinopteri; Cypriniformes; Catostomidae
Gene: cdhr5-rs
Product: cadherin-related family member 5, related sequence
Exons: 16
Coding region: 355-2676 (773 amino acids)
Biological process (GO): cell-cell junction assembly; adherens junction organization; homophilic cell-cell adhesion
Cellular component (GO): membrane; catenin complex; adherens junction
Molecular function (GO): calcium ion binding; cadherin binding
Source: RefSeq, a predicted model, not a curated record